Molecule: messenger RNA, 608 nt
Organism: Haplochromis burtoni (Burton's mouthbrooder)
Lineage: Eukaryota; Metazoa; Chordata; Actinopteri; Cichliformes; Cichlidae
Product: lysozyme C
Exons: 4
Coding region: 76-507 (143 amino acids)
Molecular function (GO): lysozyme activity
Source: RefSeq, a predicted model, not a curated record
CAACUAAGCAUUUUUGGCUAUAAAAAGGGAAGCAGCAGCAGUUGUGGACACAUUCGGACAAGGAAAAAUACCAUCAUGAGGAGUCUGUUGGUUUUGCUCUUCUUGGCUGUGGCCAACGCCAAAAUCUUCGAGCGCUGUGAAUGGGCCCGCACGCUCAAGGCUAAUGGCAUGGAUGGCUACUAUGGAAUCAGCCUUGCCGACUGGGUUUGCCUCACCCGAUGGGAGUCAAACUAUAACACCAUGGCCAAAAACACCAACAAUGACGGAUCCACCGACUUUGGCAUCUUUCAAAUUAACAGCUACUGGUGGUGCAAUGACUACAUCAUCAACUCGCAUAACGGAUGCAACAUGGACUGCAGUGCGUUUUUGAGCGAUAAUGUCAAUGCAGCAAUCACCUGUGCCAAACGUGUCGUGCGGGAUCCUCAAGGCAUCAGUGCCUGGUAUGGCUGGCAAUAUAACUGUGAGGGUCGUGACCUCAGCUCCUAUGUGAGUGGAUGUGGUGUUUAGUCAGCCCACGGCAACAGGAGGGUCUCGUCCACAUAAUAAGAUGUCCCCGUCUUCUUCUGUUUCUGUAAUUUCUCAAAUUAAUAAACUGAAUUAAAAUCACA